Molecule: messenger RNA, 1843 nt
Organism: Anopheles darlingi
Lineage: Eukaryota; Metazoa; Arthropoda; Insecta; Diptera; Culicidae
Product: transcription factor grauzone-like
Exons: 6
Coding region: 288-1832 (514 amino acids)
Biological process (GO): regulation of transcription by RNA polymerase II
Cellular component (GO): nucleus
Molecular function (GO): zinc ion binding; DNA-binding transcription factor activity, RNA polymerase II-specific; RNA polymerase II transcription regulatory region sequence-specific DNA binding
Source: RefSeq, a predicted model, not a curated record
CAGAAAUGCUGUAAUAAGUGGGAAAUUCUCCACAUUAUUUUAACUAUUUCGUGCACAAUAAGAACAAAAUCAAGUCGCUUCCACGUUCCACGGUAGUUCCUGUUGAAAAAAGAGCACAGAAACCGGCGGUCCUGGUUCGGGUAUCGCGUAAAGAAACCUUCGGAAAUCGGCAAGUUUUAAGGAACCGCUCGAGCGGCAGAUGAAUACGGCCGAGCCUUUCCACACGAACCUUCCGGACUCUGAAAAACAUUAACUGCAGCAUUGAAUGAAAAGCAGCAAAAAGAAACAUGAAGCAAGAUGCUCAAACUACAUCACCGUGCGCGCUUUGCUUGCAGCUUUCCGAUUGUGCUUCAAUAAAAAGCGAUACAUCGUCGGAUGAAAUAGUAAAGAUUGUGUGCAAGCAUCUCUGGCUCACGCCGGAGCUAGUGCGGACCAAAUUCGUUUGUGAAAAUUGUUGGCGCCAUCUUUCAGAGUUUCACAAAUUCUAUCUGGAAAUUGAACGAAUUCAUCACGACGCUCAAGAACCGACAAUCAAAUGCCCUAUUCCACAGAAACAGCUGGAGGAACGGACAGUCACAAGUGGCUUCGUGUCAGAAAACUCUUCGGAACAGAGAGCAAACGAAGGGAUCAGUGAAGAAUCCGAUGAAAAUUGUACAGAAGCAAGAUCGAAGGAACCUGUGUCGGAGGUAGAAUUUCUUUCGGUUGCUCGGAUCGAUUCGUCGGAUGAUGAAGCUUCUACUGAAGUUGCAUGCCGGGCGGAUGAUAGCUUCAAUGAACCGAUAACUGAAGACGAAUUGGCAGUAGAUGAAAAUAGGUUAAUAAAUGAACAUUGUCGACUAACGUGUGGGGUUUGCAAACAAGAAUUGCCUACCUUUAUAACACUGAGAUCUCAUUUCCGAACGGAACAUCGACAGGCAGGGUAUGUUGAUUGCUGUGGCCGACGGUUCCGUCAACGGUUGCGGUUGCUUGAUCAUGUAAAAUUUAAGAUCAAUCCGAAGGUAUUCACAUGUAGCCACUGUGGGAAAUCGUUUUCUUCAUCCACCGCUUUGUGUGAGCAUUCGCUAAAACAUGCUCCUGCGGAUACCAAAAUCUACAAAUGCAACAUCUGCCUCAAGAGUUUCGGUAGAAGAUAUCAGCUAAACAUACAUACGCGACGCUGUAAAAAGUUUCGAUGCGAAGAUUGUGAUCUGGUAUUCCACAAUUGCCAUGAGCUUAAACAUCAUCGAAAGCAGCGCCACGAACCGAAACCGGAAUUAUUUGUUUGCCAUGAGUGCUCAAAAAGCUAUAGCACCAAUUUAGCACUGAAGCGCCACAUGGAAAAUGUGCACGGUCCGGAGAGGUACAUUUGUGAUGUCUGCUCGAAAUCGUUCAAGUCCACAGCACAAUUUAGGCACCAUCAACGAAUUCACCAUGCACCGCAAUCCUCGUUUGGAGUCGAGUGCAGCAUCUGCAAGAAAUGGUUGAAAAAUGGCGCGAAUCUCUCCAAACACAUGGGGCGACAUGGGACAAGCAAUAGACCAAAUAUUUGUGAGGUGUGCGGUAAGCAUGCACCGAAUGCGACGGCACUGAAAGCCCAUAAGAGGUUUGUGCACGAGCAGGAGAAAACGUUCCAGUGCGCUAUUUGUGGCAAAGCGUUUAAACGAGCAGUGACGCUACGGGAACACAUGACUGUGCACACAGGUGGGGCCUUGUAUAACUGUCCGUGGUGUUCAAAAACAUUUAAUUCAAAUGCCAAUAUGCAUUCCCACAAAAAGAAGAUGCAUCCCACAGAAUGGGAAAGUAGCCGCAAGCAAUACGAAGAGCGCUUCAUAAAGUCAACUAUAAAAGAUUGAGAUCAAUCUCU